AUGGAUUAUGUUGGCGUUAGGUGUGUUUAUGACGCCACCAAUAAUUAUAAUGUAGAUUUUGUGAAUUCUGAAAUGCACCCAGGAAUUGCACGUGACCAGGAGGCAUUGAAAUUAGCAAGGGCAUCCAGUCCAAUGACGCAGUCAGCGCUAGAUGUAAAUAUCAUCGCGUUGGGAUUAGAGUCAAUGUCCUCUAUGAAUUUCCUUCGACAAAUGCCAAAAUCAUAUCAAUUUCUAACGAAAACAUUGGAAGCAGUAGUUCUUAGGGGGUACAAUAUCGUUGGGGACGCUACAGCCGAAGCCCUGAUACCAAUGUUAACCGGGGAGAAAUGGGAGGAUUUACCCGAAACAAGACAAGGUCAUGACGGCGCCACGUCUGUUCAAGUGUAUCCACUUAUCUGGAAGACGUACAAGGAAAGAGGUUACGUGACGUUACUUGCUGAGGACUCUCCACAUAUAAGCACAUUUAAUCGGCAAUUUAUUGGAUUUAUUGAGAAACCCACAGAUCAUUAUAUGAGAACAUAUUGGCUCAAGUCUGUCGCUCUAACGCCUGGCUAUAAUUUUAUUUCGAACCCCAAAAUCUGUGAGGGUUCCAGAAAGGAACACGAGGUGAUGUUUAACUACCUUAGACAAUUCCAAACUCAGUAUGAUCCAUGGGUUAGAAGAUUUGGUUUCAUGUUUCUAUCUGAGAUAUCACAUGACAACAUCAACAAUCUUGGCUGGGCUGACCGCGACUUGGAACGUUACUUAAAAUCGCUAUACGAGGGAGGACACCUUGAGAACACCAUACACUUCCUGUUCGGUGACCAUGGUGCGAGGUACUCCGGUAUCAGAAAUACAAUGCAGGGGAAGCUAGAAGAAAGACUUCCAUUUAUGAGUGUUUUCAUACCAAAGAAGUUGCGAGAUUUACAUCCUGAGCUGUACGAACAAUUGCAGGCAAACGCAGAAAAAUUGACCACACCAUAUGAUAUACAUGCAACAUUUCAACACAUUUUAAAUUAUUCUGAUGACACAGUCAGUGGAAAAGGUAUUAGUUUAUUUAAACAAAUCCCAUUUUCACGCACAUGUGAAGACGCUGGAGUUGAUACUCAUUGGUGUACAUGUCUUAAGUGGAUUCCCGUGUCACUUAGUUCUAUGGAGGUUAGUACAAUAACCCAGUCAAUAUAUAACUAA
This is a messenger RNA of Saccoglossus kowalevskii, 1170 nucleotides long. RefSeq lists its product as uncharacterized. Lineage: Eukaryota; Metazoa; Hemichordata; Enteropneusta; Harrimaniidae. The record is from RefSeq and is a predicted model, not a curated record.